AUGAGGGCCAUUUAUGAAAAUUCCACUGAUUUCAUCCUCUUGGGCCUCAUCACCCAUCCCUUGUUCCCUGGGGUUAUUUUUACCGUGAUCUUCUCCAUCUUUGUGGUGGCUGUAACAGCGAAUGUGGUCAUGAUUCUGCUCAUUCAUGUGGACUCUCGUCUCCACACACCCAUGUACUUUUUGCUCAACCACCUCUCCAUCAUGGACACAGUGUACAUCUGCAUCAUUGUCCCCAAGAUGCUUCAAGACCUUCUGUCUAAGGAAAAGACUAUCUCUUUCCUUGGCUGUGCAGUUCAGAUAUUCCUUUAUGCAACAGUGGUUGGAGCAGAAUUCUUCCUGCUAGGCCUCAUGGCCUAUGACAGAUAUGUGGCUGUGUGCAAUCCCCUCCGAUACCCUGUUCUCAUGAACCACAGGAUUUGCUUAUUUAUGGCAGUGGGAUCCUGGUUUGGUGGAUCAUUGGAUGGAUUUAUUUUGACUCCUAUCACCAUGACAUUUCCUUACUGUGGGUCUCGAAAAAUCAAUCAUUUUUUCUGUGAGAUCCCAGCUGUGCUGAAGCUCUCAUGUAAAGUCACACCUCUUUAUGAGACCCUCAUGUAUUCCUGCUGUGUGCUGAUGCUGCUCAUUCCUAUAUCCAUCAUCUCUGUUUCCUACACACAGAUUCUGAUUACUGUUCAUCGGAUGAAUUCUCCUGAGGGUCGUCGCAAAGCCUUUGCUACUUGUUCUUCACAUAUUAUUGUGGUGAGUGUUUUCUAUGGGGCAGCCUUAUACACCUAUGUGUUGCCCAGUUCUUACCACACACAGGAGAAAGACAAAGUUGUGUCAGCCUUCUACACCAUCCUAACUCCUAUGCUCAACCCACUCAUCUAUAGCUUGAGAAAUAAAGAUGUGUCAGCAGCUCUAAGAAAAAUGCUGGGCAGAUUCACGUCCACUCAUUUUGUUGGGGUGGUGGAUGUAUCUAUAAAACAGUAA
Messenger RNA from Chrysochloris asiatica (Cape golden mole), 969 nucleotides. RefSeq names its product olfactory receptor 2T2-like. The record is from RefSeq and is a predicted model, not a curated record. The transcript has a single exon. Gene Ontology annotation, molecular function: olfactory receptor activity; G protein-coupled receptor activity. NCBI's taxonomy places the organism in Eukaryota, Metazoa, Chordata, Mammalia, Afrosoricida, Chrysochloridae. Gene Ontology annotation, cellular component: membrane. The coding region runs from base 1 to 969 and encodes 322 amino acids. Gene Ontology annotation, biological process: G protein-coupled receptor signaling pathway.